UAAGUGUGUUCACUUGUACAUCCAACAUGCAUUCACUCCACAAACAUUUUCUCACAUCCACCCACCAAGUGCCAGCACAUUCUGACAACUGCAUGGACAGGGCCAGAGACUGCAGAGGACCGGUCCGCUCAUUCACCACUCCCUCCACAAACAGCCGGCACCUGCUGACCACAGGGCAGGGGACAGAGAUGAGGACACUGCCAUGACUCAGUAAGGCGAGGGCCUGUGAGCUGGGCCUGGGCUGGGGGAAAGGCUCCAGAAAGAAUGUCGCGGCCGUGCAUUUCACCGGGCCUGAGCCACAGCACAGAGGACGGGGAGGGGCAGGGUUUGUUGAGUGUUCCAACCCUGUUUGUCCCGCCCCCUGUGUCAAUACGAGGCUGGCCUUAUAAAGCACCAAGAGGCCCCCGGUGGGACAUUUCCUCAGCCACGCCAGCAGCAGGAAGAAGGUGGGUCCAAAUCCAGCACCAUGACGGAACUGGAGAUAGCCAUAGGCAUGAUCAUCGACAUCUUUGCCCGGUACUCAGGCGAGGAUGGCAGCACACAGAGCCUGACCAAGGCAGAGCUGAAGGUGCUACUGGAGAAGGAGCUCCCGGGCUUCCUGCAGAGUGGAAAGGACAAAGAUGCCGUGGACAAACUGCUCAAGGACCUGGAUGCCAAUGGAGAUGCAGAGGUGGACUUCAGCGAGUUUGUCAUGUUUGUAGCUGCCCUCACGUCUGCCUGUCACAAGUACUUUGAGCAGGCAAGACCCAAAUGACGCCCUGGAGAUGCAGAGUCCUAGCAGGCAGGCCUGGGAGUGGGUCCCUGGCCUCCACAAAGCCCUUGUUUGUGAUCACGUCCCUGGGCUGAGCCUGCUGCUGUAC
Molecule: messenger RNA, 860 nt
Organism: Cynocephalus volans (Philippine flying lemur)
Lineage: Eukaryota; Metazoa; Chordata; Mammalia; Dermoptera; Cynocephalidae
Gene: S100P
Product: S100 calcium binding protein P
Exons: 2
Coding region: 467-754 (95 amino acids)
Molecular function (GO): calcium-dependent protein binding; calcium ion binding; transition metal ion binding
Source: RefSeq, a predicted model, not a curated record